Messenger RNA from Aspergillus welwitschiae, 450 nucleotides. RefSeq lists its product as uncharacterized. Lineage: Eukaryota; Fungi; Ascomycota; Eurotiomycetes; Eurotiales; Aspergillaceae. The record is from RefSeq and is a predicted model, not a curated record. The transcript has a single exon. The annotation marks the transcript as partial.
CACCAUUCCAGCUGGUUUGGGCCGGACACGGCCUCGUGGAAGGUCGCCGGGUCGACUUGUCUUGCCGGUGCGGUAUUCAAUGCGCCUGCCGUGUACACCUUGCCUAGUGAUUCCAGGAGACGCCGUGAUGGCCUUCUUCUGCGACCAAAGAUCGAAUAUCCAAGAUCCGGUGUCAGGUCCAUUCCUUGUUGGCUUGGAUUGACCACUGGAGGUGUCUCCUCCUCACGCUCAGAUGGCGUGUUCUCUUGCUCGUUCGACGGAGGUAAUGGCGAUGCAGGUGGUGUUGGCAGCCCGCUGGCUGAACUUGGCAUUGAUGGAAAGACAGGUGAUGGAGGAGCGUUGUCCGGGAGGUCGUUGCCUGUUUCCCCCUCGAUGAGUGGCACCACUGGGGUCCUCUCAUCGAACUCGACAUCACGGGAAAAGACUGUCUUUCCCGAAUGUAUCUCAUAG